AGGAGCAUAUAUUCUUGGAGUAAGUGAAGUCAAAGAAAUUAUUUUGAAUACUCUUCCUGAUUCUGGCAGAGCACACUGAGAUGCAUGAUUCAUAGUGCCCACUCCUUGAGCUUUUCCCUUGUUGGGAUGGCAGAAUACUGAAUCAUGGCUGGUUACGCUGAUGCCGAAGGCAAGGAACCAAUAAAUGAGCAAGCAGUUGCCAACAUCUAUGGUGCCAUGAGAGCUGAAAUCAACCAAGUUUAUUCAAAAAUUACCGAACUAGAGAUGGAAGCAAGCGAGCACUCAUUGGUCAUCAACGCCAUAAAACCACUUGAUCCAUCAAGGCGGUGCUUCCGUAUGAUUGGAGGCGUAUUGGUAGAGCGGACCAUCAAAGAGGUCUUGCCAGCAGUUGAGCGAAAUAAGGAGGGACUUGAGGAGGUUAUUGCCCGGCUUAAUGAGGCCUUGGAAAAGAAGAAAAAGGAAAUGGCAGAUUUUGAGGCGAAGUUCAAAAUUAAGAUUAGGAAAUCCGAUGAAGUAUCGGACGACAGUGCCCGGAAGGAAGGUGCUGCACAAGGAGUUCUUGUUGGUCCUGCUGGUGCAAAUGAAUGAUUUACUUUUUGGGUUUCUUAGUUUCCUUCUGAUUUUGGUUUUCCUUGAAUUUUUGGUAGGAUGUUUUGGCUUUUGUCGCGUGUACGAGACUUGGUGUUUGGUUUAUCCUUUAGAUCAAAUGUAUUGGUCAUGUAUUUUACGAACGGUUGUGCAAUUACUGUAUGUUUCUAGGUCAUCUUGAUCAGUAUGUUCGACUUUCAUUUCACCGAAUCGCUGGUGAAAGUUUUUGUAUUUCGAUUUGGCGAAAGAAUGAUCUACAAAUGAUAUGGAUGGAAAAGAGCUUAGAUUUUGGUC
This is a messenger RNA of Rhododendron vialii, 882 nucleotides long. RefSeq names its product prefoldin subunit 2. The record is from RefSeq and is a predicted model, not a curated record. Gene Ontology annotation, molecular function: protein folding chaperone. Lineage: Eukaryota; Viridiplantae; Streptophyta; Magnoliopsida; Ericales; Ericaceae. Bases 145 to 588 code for a protein of 147 amino acids. Gene Ontology annotation, cellular component: cytoplasm; prefoldin complex. Gene Ontology annotation, biological process: protein folding. The transcript is spliced from 2 exons.